Molecule: messenger RNA, 691 nt
Organism: Terrapene triunguis (Three-toed box turtle)
Lineage: Eukaryota; Metazoa; Chordata; Testudines; Emydidae
Product: T-cell-interacting, activating receptor on myeloid cells protein 1-like
Exons: 3
Source: RefSeq, a predicted model, not a curated record
AGCCCACUCUGCCCAAGCCCUCCAUCAGCCCCAGCGGGGAGGUCUCCCUGGGGGGAGUUGUGUCCGUCCAGUGUUGGGGGCAGGGCCAGGGCGUGCGGAUCGUGCUGAAUAAAGGGGGACGCCAUGUUGCACACGUGGAUUCGGAGAAGCCGGAGUUUGUGUUUCCCAUCAACAACGUGCGCCGGGAACAGGGCGGGAACUAUAGCUGCUCCCAUCACAGCAGGUCGGAGCCGUUCGUCAGGUGGAGCGACCCCGUGGAGCUGGUAGUGAGAGAUCCCAGCUUACCCAGACCCUCCAUCUCUCUGAGCCCCACUGGGGUCACCGCCCCAGGGGCAAACGUCACCAUCCGGUGUCAGGGGCAGCGCCAGAAUGUGACGUUCUUCCUGCACAAGGCUGAAGACCAGAACCUGCAGCAACACAUGGACCCUGCUGGGGAUGGGGCCGAGUUCCGCAUCCCCACCGUGGGCCGGCAGCAUGGAGGGAACUACAGCUGCAGCUACCGGCCCCAAUCAGAGCCCUUCGUCUCCUCGCAGCCCAGCGACCCCGUGCAGCUGCUGGUGAGAGGGUAAGGACCCGCCCCGAGACAGAGCAGAUGAGACCCCAGCUCUGCUUCCCACCCCGAUCUACCUGCCCUACGAUUCAGGACUCCUGGGUUCUCUCCCUGGCUCGGGAUGGGAAGUGGUGUGCAGUG